This is a messenger RNA of Malus domestica (apple), 1343 nucleotides long. Its product is annotated as protein FIP1. NCBI's taxonomy places the organism in Eukaryota, Viridiplantae, Streptophyta, Magnoliopsida, Rosales, Rosaceae. The record is from RefSeq and is a predicted model, not a curated record. Gene Ontology annotation, cellular component: late endosome; lysosomal membrane.
AGAAAACUUCCAGAAAAAAUAUUGAGGAGCAAGCCCUGAGGGAGUCUGAGAGUGAACUCCUCUGAAACUUGAAAGCAGAGAUCCCAAUUCGCAAAUACGCAGAACCCAAAAUCCGUGUCUAAAAAUGUCAACAGAGAGAGAAAGGCACGCUUCGCUGCCGUCAACAUCGCCGGAGGACAACGCACUGUUUCUGGAUAUCAUGCACGAGGCUCCGCUGUUCGGCCACCGCAAGUCGAGAAGCCUCUUCGGAAGCGUUUUCUACUUGUUCAUACUCGCCGGCUACGCUUCCGUGGCCGUUGCGGCUCCGUGGAUAUUCCAGGCCAUAGAAGAUUUGAUUCCCCAAUUGCUCUGCAGCUGCAACGUGCUUCUUCUGAUAGUCACAGGCAUUUUUCAGCAGUAUCUGGUGUACCAGGUUCAGAAAAUUCGAUUGCAGGGUUAUUAUAGUUUCAGCCAGAAGUUGAAGCAUAUUGUUCGCCUACCUUUUGCAGCUACUUCAUAUGGAACUGCUGCAUUGUUACUUGUCAUGGUCUGGAAACCUCACAUCAGUUUCCUUACUCUCCCAGCAAUAUUGAGGAGUAUUAUGGUAAUUGAAGCAAUAUGUGCCGCAUCCUUUAUGAGUGUCUAUAUUGGUUAUGUUCACCAGUAUAACUCAUUAAACUCCCAGCCUGAUGUCUUAAAGUCAUUAUAUUCUCCUCUUCAACCCUCGAGUUCUUUAGAAGGUUUGAGGUAUCAUGAUGCUGGUCGACUUUCUGAUCAGCAAAUGGCUCUGUUGCAAUAUCAGCGUGAAAACCUUCAUUUUUUGAGUGAAGAGUGUUUAUCACAGAUCCUUCGGUUACAAGAAUGCUUAAGUAAAUACGAAGGGACUAAUGAUGGGAGCACACCUCAGGUUGACCUUGCCCAUCUGUUGGCAGCUCGUGAUCAGGAAUUACGGACGCUUUCCGCUGAGAUGAAUCAGUUGCAGUCUGAGCUCAGGCUGGCUCGGUCUUUGAUAGCUGAGAGGGAUUCCGAAAUCCAGCAAGUCCGGACCACCAACAAUCAGUACGUAGAGGAAAACGAAAGAUUGAGAGCCAUUUUAGGAGAAUGGAGUACCCGAGCAGCAAAGCUUGAACGAGCACUGGAGGCGGAGCGGAUCUCCAAUCUUGAACUACAAAAGAAGAUUCCGACGCUCAGAAGUCAAUCACAAUCGUCAGCUGAACCAAUUUGGAAGAGGAAAUCUAAGAGGAGAAAUAAACAUGAAGCAUCGCACAUGUACAGAACAUUUGUGGAGAAAGAAGUCUAUCGACACCGAUUUCACGCAAAAUUGAACGAUAUCUGAGACGGGCACGCAGAAUUACUUUCGAGUA